Aspergillus glaucus CBS 516.65 is the source of this 327-nucleotide messenger RNA. RefSeq lists its product as uncharacterized. The annotation marks the transcript as partial. NCBI's taxonomy places the organism in Eukaryota, Fungi, Ascomycota, Eurotiomycetes, Eurotiales, Aspergillaceae. The transcript has a single exon. The record is from RefSeq and is a predicted model, not a curated record.
AUGCUGACCAUAGAUAGAUUUUUUCUUGCCCGGCUGGUGCUUGAUGAAGUUUUGGAGCUUACAACGAUCGGGCAGAUACGAAAAACACUCCAAAGAGAGCCGCAAGGGCUGCAGGGAGCAUUUGAUGCAAGUGUGCAACGCAUCGACGCCCAACCAAAGCCCAGAAGGUCAUUAGCUCGGCGUUUAUUAUCUUGGAUAACAUACGCAAAGAGACGAUUGAAAAUUGAAGAAGCAAUGUGUGCAUUUGCUGUGGACGAAGAAAGGUUUGACCAUGAGUACAUUCCUAGCGCAGCGCUUCUUCUCCGCGUCUGUGUUGGCCUGGUCGUU